CGUUGAGCGCGCCGCCGUCGAGGGGCUUCUGCUCGGCACCCGACGGGUCCCGAGGGCCGUUCCAGGGGCGCCCUCCUGCUGCUCCGCGAAAGAAGGAGACAUGCUCCCGGGGAAGAUGGAACUGGCCAAUGAGAAACUACGAAAGGAGCUGGAAGAGGAGUUGAAACUUAGCACUGAGCAGCUGCGUAGCCACGCCUGGUACCACGGCUGUCUGCCACGGAAGGAGGCUGAGUCUCUACUGCAGGAAGAUGGGGAGUUUCUGAUCCGUGACUCGCGGUCCAGCUCAGGAGACUACGUUCUCUCGUGCUUCUGGGGUGGCCAGGCCCUGCACUUCAAGAUUAUCCGGGUGGUCCUCCGCCCUCGGAAGGGUUAUUCCCGCACCCUCUUCCAGUUUGAGCAGGAACAGUUUGACAAUGUGCCAGCCCUGGUGCGCUUCUAUGUGGGCAACCGGAAGAUCAUCUCAGACACCUCAGGGGCUGUGGUGUCCCGGCCCGUCAACAGGAUGGUGCCUCUCCGUUGGCUGGAGGAACGCUACAGUGACACCGGCCAGCCUCCGGGGCCAACCAAAAAGGAUGGAGCUCUUGCUCGGCAGUUCAGUUUCCGCACCACCGAAGCAGGAGGAGAAAUGGCAGAGGCGAACCUGCUCCGGACAAAAGAUCGAAGUGGAAGUGAUCCCAGCAGCCUCGACCAACUUGACCGGAGGCCCUCCUUACACAGUGCCCGUUCAGACAGCAAUUUGCUGGCUGGCAGCCCAGAAACAUCACCUGGAAUCCAGGAUCGUAGCCCGCUCCCUCCCGCGUCGCCCAUCUUUCGCACUGGCAGCGAUCCUGUCCUGCGGCCAAGUGCCCCAUCGUCUUACGAACAGGGGAGUCUGGCGCUGAGUGGCUCUGAAGGGCGGCUCCAUUCCAAGGCCCCGCCCAAGCCCCUCAGGGCCCCUUCCGUGCUGGUGAGCGACUACUGUGAAUUGGUUCCCAAGGCGCCCGAAGGCCCCCGGAGUCACGUGGAACGCCUGAAAGCGGAAGAGAGAUGGCGUGGCCGGGCUCACGUCACAGAGACUGCCUUUGGGUUCCUGGACUCAGAAGGGUCGUUUCCUUUUCCCCACUUGGUGGAGGCAGAGGAGGAGCCAGGAUUUGAACGGCCCCUGAUGGAGACAGUUUCCUCUUUCCAGCCUAGGCACUUCCGUUCACUGCUCUUGCCCCCUGAUAACAAGCCCUUGGAGCCCACGGCCCUGAAAAAUCUCAAGGCCAUCUUUUCUCAGCACGACUGCCAGGCAACAGCCUUUCAUAUUCUGCAGGUGGACUGCCAGGCUGCCAGAAUUACCGGAGUCUCCAAGGAGCAGCGGCAGGCGAUGGGAGUCAGCUCUGGGCUGGAGCUUAUAACGCUGCCUCAGGGGCAUCAGCUGCGAAAGGACUUGCUGGAAAGGCACCACCUUAUAGCCCUUGGCAUUGCGGUGGACAUCCUGGGCUGUACCGGGGCAGUGGCUGAGCGGGCAGCCACCUUGCACAAGAUCAUCCAGGUGGCUGUGGAACUCUGGCGGUCAGCAGGGGACCUCUUCGCCCUCUCUGCUGUGAUGAAGGCCUUGCGAAUGCCACAGAUCACGCGGCUAGAACAGACGUGGCGGCAGCUGCGCCAGAACCACACACACAGUGCCAUUGUCUUUGAGAAGGAGCUUAAGCCCCUCAUGGGGCACCUGAACCGGGCUGAAGAGAAUGCGGACCCCUCCCUGAAGGAGGCAGCGGUUCCUCACAUCUUGCCCCUCUUGUGCCUGAUGGAAGGAGAAGAGCUGCAGGGUGAGAGCGAGGAGACCUGCGAUGUCCUCUUGCGGAUCCUGGCGGCUGCCCGCUCCAUUGCGACCAAUGCCAGCGUCUUCCGUGCCAACGCUGAGGCGAAACUCCAAGGGUUCCAAGCCUCCCCUGAACUUCUGGAAGCCUUUCAAACCGAGUUUGCACUUCUGUUACUCUGGGGCAGCAAAGGCGCAGAAGCCGAGAGGACUGAGCGCUAUAGGAAAUUCGACAGGAUUCUGACUGUUCUUUCCCAGAAACUAGAGUGAACAAGGCAGGGACAGUAUCAGUCUGUCCCUCUCCCACCCUGAAUGCAAGCUUGUUAGAUCUGUGAAAAGCCCAGGAAGAAAUCACUGUGAUUUGCUUCGGUGGAUCCGAACUGUGCCGCUGCAUCUGACAGCUGUGGUGGGCCUCGGAGCCCGGAUGGACAGCAGACGCUGGAGUUGGGAAAUUCAUCAGCUGAACAAACAUUCCUUCCAAGAGCUCACCUUUCUCUGCUUCCACCGUAGGGAAUGUUAACCUAGCUUUGUAUGAGCAAGCAAAUUCUCUUCCCCUCUCUCCUGUAAAGUCUUGCAAGAUCCUACAGGGAUAAUAAUAACAACAUUCAAUUUCUAUAUCACCGUUCAGGACAACUUAACACCCACUCAGAGCGGUUUACGAAGUGUGUUAUUAUUAUCCUCACGACAAUUGCCCUGCGAGGUGGGUGGGGCUGAGAGAGCUCUGAGAGAGCUUUAACUUAUCCAAGGUCACCCAGCUGGCUUCAAGUGGAGGAGUGGAGAAUCCAACCUGGCUCUCCAGAUUAGAUUCCUGCCGGUCUUAACCACUAAACCAAACUGGUUCUGCCUAGCAGGCCGAAGCUCUAGCAGAAUAGCAAUUGGUGGGGGAAUAUGCAGGCCUCUUCUCUCCAACCUUAUUGUUCAAGGCAUCUGAGGACCCUUCCCUCUUCUUCUAUAACAGGCGGCAUUAACGAAGGGAGAAGCAGAGACUGUUGUUUUGGGCUUCCUGCCUGAACUCUCCCAAAGAUGAGAACGUGCCCUCUGCUCCCUUGGCAAUCAUUCGCUGUAACUGCAGCAGCAUUUUCUAAUUGACGGGGCGGGGGGAAGAGAGAAGCAUGCAGAAAGCAAAACCAUUUGCGUGGGGAAGUUCAGAACAAAAGGAAGCAGCUGGGGCUGGACUUGAGGAUGGAGGGCUGUUCAACUCCUGCAGUAGACUGGAGCGCCCCCCCCCCCAUUAUCUCAGCCUGUGCAUUUGGAAGGAGGGGUGAGAAAGCAGAGGUAAGCAAUAGCCCUCAAGUAUCCACGCGGCUCCACCUAAGGAUACCAAGCAUUUUUACAAAUGGAAAAAUAAACAGGCUGGGGAGACUAGCAAAACACAAUCACACCCUCCCAGUUGCACAGGCACCAAUAAUCUAAUUUUAUCUGCUUUUAUGUGUAAAAAGGCACCAGGCUGGCCCACAAAUACAUUCUACAUUUUGAGAGAGGGCGGCUCAGCACCUCACUCCCCCUUCCAGGCUUUGGGGAGGGGGGGGGGAACUAAAGACACACACAGAUGAUGUCAGCCAAUAAGCUAAACCGAGUUGUAAAAUAAAUUGGUCACUGUAUAAAAA
This is a messenger RNA of Eublepharis macularius, 3387 nucleotides long. RefSeq names its product SH2 domain containing 3A (gene SH2D3A). Lineage: Eukaryota; Metazoa; Chordata; Lepidosauria; Squamata; Eublepharidae. Gene Ontology annotation, biological process: small GTPase-mediated signal transduction; positive regulation of peptidyl-serine phosphorylation. The transcript has 10 exons. The coding region runs from base 101 to 2050 and encodes 649 amino acids. Gene Ontology annotation, molecular function: guanyl-nucleotide exchange factor activity; phosphotyrosine residue binding. The record is from RefSeq and is a predicted model, not a curated record.